GAGACGUGGAAACAACAUGCCAUUGCCAUUCCGGUUUCACACCCGUCAAAACAAACCGGUGUUGCUUUGCUCUUUUGUUGGAAUGGUCAUUGUGUCGGUUUUUGCUGCUGCAUGGUAUCGACAAUCAAUUUCUUCGGUGCAAUCUGCGCCCAGGACGAUGACUACGAAUUUGCAAACGUCACAAUCCUACAGCAGCACCAUGCCUUUCCAGUUCAGAUUUCAGAUUUGCAACGGAUUGACAAACCAGAAACUUCAAAUACUUGACGGGGUGUUGGUGGCCCUUUUCUUGGGGGCACAAAUCGUUCUGCCAAAAAUGAUUGCAUUGAACGGUGCCCAGUUUCUGUCAAUUACAGAUAUGAAUAUGCAACCUACAGAUCGCAUCUUCAAUAUGCGACGUUUCGAGAAUAAAAUUCAACAAACGUAUUCAAAUUUUUGGUGUCGCCGGAGAGAACACCAAGCUUUCAAAAUUUGGUGUUCAGACAAUCCUCCACCUGCCAUUUUGUAUGAUACCAACAUUGACAUCAAAAAUGUUAACGUUGAACAUCUAAAACUGAAACCUGAUGAAUGGGGGCAAAAUGCACUUACGGACAUUGGAGAUGCGGCUUUCAUGCGAAUAUUUGAGGACAAACGUUUCAUCAUGGACAAAUCAAUUUUGCGGAUAACAGAACCUUGUGAAUUUUGGUUCAAUGUCAAAGUCAAAGAGGGGACUGAUUUUUGGGAUGAAUUUUGGAAAAUACAAGAUGUACUGGAGUUCAAUGAUCAGAUUGUCGAACUCGGUGAAAAUGCCAAACGAAUUUUUCUGCAUAACUUUGGUGGUGUUGCACGGGCAAAAGCAAAAAAACACGGAUACAAAGUUGACGACGAAAGCAUUCAGCAUGGUGGAUUUCAUGUUGUUCACCUUCGGGCAGAAAAAGAUUGGCAGAAUCAUUGCGAGCGGUGGUUUUCAUGGAUUGACCGCAGGGACAAUUGCAUGAACAAUACAUGGCAUAUUGGGAAUGUAUUGCUGUCAGAGGGCAUUUCUCCAGCUCUCCCCGUUUAUUUGGCAACUGGUCUUUCAGAGACUGAUGUGCGAGACCUUCGCAACAUCCCUUCGAUGCACAGUUUUUUCAACAUCUACACAGUUGUGACCAAAGCCAUGCUCGGAUUGACUACAGAUGUGGGCGAAGAACGGGAGUAUUGGGCUGCUGUAGAUUUUAUUUUGGGACGGGAUGCAGAAUGGUUUGUUGGGAACAGCAUUUCCACGUUUUCAGCACUGAUGAUGGAAUUUCGGGCCCGGCGGAAGAUGCCGGUGCUGCCUUAUAAUGCAGGAAAAAUGGCUUUGGAAGAGAUCGAUUGUAUUCGGCCAAACAAAAUGACCCUGAUUCCUCCGGUGAGGCCAGUGAUAAAGUGGUUGUUCAUUCUACCACAGAAUGUUGAACAAUACGAUGUGGUUUACAACAUGACAAUGGCAGCUGUGAAUAGUGCACUUUCAAAAACACGUGUAGUACCGGUCUGUGUGACAACAGCUGAUCCGUAUUCGGCCAUUGUUGUCCGUUUGGCAUCAAUGGGCGUACGGAUUAUCCACCAUACACCGAAAUGGACGCGGGACGUCAACAGAAUGGUUGAACGUUGGAAUAGCGUCGGUGAACGUUCUUUUUUCCAGUACUUUCGCCCUCUUAAAGCAGAAGAAGUUAUAGCGCGAUGGCUACGUAUUGACUUGCCAAUGUUGGGCCUUCUAGAUGAUUUUGCCCUUUACACCGACGUCAGUGUGGUAUUUACCGAUGAUGUGAAUUGGAUGGAUUUGCUUGGGGAGAACCACUUGAAUCUGGCUCGCUCCAUGGAAAGGAAGAUGUUCCCUGGCCCUUUUUUCAACAAUUAUGCUCCUCCUGGCAAGCUUGGGGUGCCAAGAUUCUUCGCUGUUCCCGACAGCAAGAACACCAGACAUUCUGGUGUCAUGUUGAUGAAUCUGAAAAAUUUGAGGCAAUCCUACAGUGAAUUCAGUGCGUUUGUGAUCAACGAAAAACAACUUCUGAAGAUCGAUGGGGUUGACCCGUGUUCUUACCUUGAAUUUUACGAAGAAACCUCAUUGCCCUUACGUGUCGGUUGGAAACCGCACCAACCAGAAAACAACAGUGUUUCCCUUGUUCAUUUUUACGGGCCAAAUUGUCAGGUGGACAUUUUUCCGUAUCUACGAACAGGGCAUGUGAGAUUUGAAUUGUACCGAGGAGAUUUGGAGAUGUGUGCUCAAGAACGAAGUUGCGCCCAAUUGUGCAGGCAGUAUGAAAAUUAUUUGAACGACGCAUCGGACACUUGAUUCGCUUGUACAAACCAAGCUGAAAAGGAAUAUCUGGAUCUCGCAUGCAUCAAAACAAACAUAUUUUCUGUCAAAA
Cladocopium goreaui is the source of this 2369-nucleotide messenger RNA. NCBI's taxonomy places the organism in Eukaryota, Dinophyceae, Suessiales, Symbiodiniaceae. The record is from the annotation of a GenBank genome assembly.